This is a messenger RNA of Manis javanica (Malayan pangolin), 5422 nucleotides long. RefSeq names its product IQ motif and Sec7 domain ArfGEF 2 (gene IQSEC2). Gene Ontology annotation, biological process: actin cytoskeleton organization; regulation of ARF protein signal transduction. The record is from RefSeq and is a predicted model, not a curated record. Gene Ontology annotation, molecular function: guanyl-nucleotide exchange factor activity. NCBI's taxonomy places the organism in Eukaryota, Metazoa, Chordata, Mammalia, Pholidota, Manidae.
UGAACCUCAGAGUGGGUACCCAGCUAAUACGUGGUAGAGCUGGGACUCGUCUACCAGGCACCAAAGUGUAGCCUCUUUGCCUCCUCAGAGUGGAGAAGAGGCUUGCCCCAGGUCACACAGCAUCAGCCAUAGGGCCAAACUGCAAAUGGGCACAAAGCAGGAGCUAGAGUUGCUGAAGGAGAGAGAAAAAAGCAGGGGCUGAGGCCAGAGCCCUGAGGCCCAGGGGGCUUUAGGGGGUAGGCCAAGGGAGAGGAGGCCUCAAAGGGCCCACAGAUGCCAACUUUGCCUGUCUCUCUAGGCAGCUUGGCUUUCUUGAGAGGAACCAGCUGCCCCAGCAGGGAGGCAGGAAGGCAAGAAGGCUGGCCUGUUGCCUGUCAGCUCCUAUUCCUUCUAGGUCACUAGCCCCCUAGCCCCUUCCAGGGCCACCUUCUGCUCAGAACAGCCAGGGGCCUGGGCUCUGAGGCCACAAAAGGACAGGAGCGCUCUGAGCUGGAUCUGUGGUACUCCUCAGGGGCCCUGCAUCCUUCAAGUCCUCCCAAUUAUCUCCUUUCUCCAGGCCCGCACAUAUGGAGGAGAGAUUAUUGUGAUAGGCAGGUGGGAACUCAGGGAACCUGGGUUCUACUCUGACUGGCUGUAUGAACUUUCUUCCCCUCUCCAUGCUCCAGUUCCCCAUCUGUGAAAUCAGGUGGCGGCAAUUUCCUUGAAAGAACAGCCUCUUGAUCAUGAAUGGUGUUUCUUCUGAUUUUUGUUUUUCUCUCCAGGAAGCAUUUCUGUUAGCCAGUCCAGAAAACAACAUAGAAGAGAGUGAGAGCUUAUUGCAGUGGUCAAGAAUAUUGGCCAGGGCCUCAUCUUGAUCUCCUAAAAUAAGUGAUGUGAACUUUACUUGAUCUGGAUCAUCCUAGCACAACAACCAAACAAUCUCUUUAACUGUGUGGAAGAUAAGAAUGUUUGUGAAAAGCUUCUAUAGAAAGGUUUCUGUAUUCACAGGACAGCAGUGUGGUAGAGGAAAAAGAUUCCAGAUUUGGGAAUAGCCAAACCAGGUCCUGAUCUUGCAGUUCUGCCACUUACUAUCUAUAGUACCUAUGCUGAAUUAUUUAUGGUCUAUCCAUCUCAAUUUUCUCUUCAGGAGAGUAAGGCUAGUGACACAUACUUGACAGGGUGCUUGGGGAGAUUCCAGGGGACAGGCACAUAAGGAGUCCAGCCUGGGGUUUGCCCCAGAGGAGUCACUGUGAGUUCUCAAAUCUGCUUCCUCUUACUAGGAGUUCCCAGCCCUCCUGGGAGAGCAGGGGAAGGAGCAAAGUUUCUCGUUGCAGUCUGGCCUACAGCCCAGCAGGCCUGGCCCCGCCUCCAUAAUUCCUCCUUCUAGGGAAGGACUGGGGAGGAGGGGGUGGUGAUAUGGUGGAGGCACCGCCCUGGCCAGGGGCCUGCCCCCGACAGGUCCGGACCAUGGAGCCCCCCAUGGAGACCCCCGGGAGGAGUAGCAGGUCCACAGCGUCUCAUAUUCUACACCAGUAUUGCUGUCCUACUCAGGUCCUUGACUCCAUGAAGCUUACCCCCUCAGGCAGGCUGGCAGAGAGCAGUGUGGAGGGUGAUGCCCCAGGCAGUGACCUGAGCACAGCGGUUGAUAGUCCUGGGAGCCAACCCCCCUACCGGCUGAGCCAGCUGCCCUCCACCGGCAGUCACAUGGGGGGCCCUCCAGCUGGGGUCAGCCUUCCUUGGGCUCAGCGGGCUCGCCUCCAGCCAGCCAGCGUCGCCCUGAGGAAGCAGGAGGAGGAGGAGAUAAAGCGUUCCAAGGCCCUGUCGGACAGCUAUGAACUUUCCACAGACCUGCAGGACAAGAAGGUGGAAAUGCUGGAGAGAAAGUAUGGGGGCUCCUUCCUGAGCCGCAGGGCUGCCAGGACCAUCCAGACGGCCUUCCGCCAGUACCGCAUGAAUAAGAAUUUUGAGCGUCUCCGCAGCUCCGCUUCAGAGAGCCGCAUGUCCCGCCGCAUCAUCCUCUCCAACAUGAGGAUGCAGUUCUCCUUUGAGGAGUAUGAGAAGGCCCAGAACCCCGCGUACUUCGAAGGCAAGCCUGCCUCGCUGGACGAGGGUGCCAUGGCUGGUGCCCGGAGCCACCGGCUUGAACGGGGGCUCCCCUAUGGAGGCUCCUGUGGAGGAGGUAUCGAUGGUGGGGGAAGCUCUGUCACCACAUCUGGAGAGUUUUCUAAUGACAUCACAGAGCUCGAGGACUCCUUCUCCAAACAGGUAAAGUCUCUGGCCGAAUCCAUCGAUGAGGCCCUAAACUGCCACCCAUCAGGGCCCAUGUCUGAGGAGCCAGGGUCAGCCCACCUGGAGAAGCGAGAGUCAAAGGAACAGCAAGAGGACAGCUCAGCCACCUCCUUCAGUGACCUUCCCCUCUACUUGGAUGACCCAGUGCCCCCACCAUCGCCUGAGCGACUGCCCAGCACAGAGCCCCCUCCCCAGGGCCGGCCCGAGUUCUGGGCACCGGCCCCUCUCCCGCCAGUUCCUCCACCAGUGCCACCAGGGACCCGGGAAGAUGGUGCCCGUGAGGAAGGCACUCGCAGGGGUCCUGGGUGCUUGGAGUGCCGGGAUUUCCGGCUGCGGGCUGCCCAUCUGCCCCUGCUUACCAUUGAGCCUCCUAGUGACAGCUCUGUGGACCUGAGUGACCGCUCAGAUCGCGGCUCUGUCCACCGCCAGCUGGUGUAUGAGGCUGAUGGCUGCAGCCCCCACGGGACCCUGAAGCACAAGGGGCCACCAGGCAGGGCCCCAAUUCCACACCGCCACUACCCAGCCCCAGAAGGCCCGGCCCCAGCCCCGCCAGGGCCCCUGCCACCAGCCCCCAACAGUGGCACUGGGCCCAGUGGUGUGGCUGGGGGUCGGAGGUUAGGCAAGUGUGAGGCAGCAGGCGAAAACUCUGAUGGUGGAGAGAACGAGAGCCUUGAGAGCUCCAGCAAUUCCAAUGAGACCAUCAACUGCAGCUCAGGCUCCUCUUCGCGGGAUAGCCUGAGGGAGCCCCCGGCCACUGGCCUGUGCAAGCAGACCUACCAGCGGGAGACAAGGCACAGCUGGGACUCGCCUGCCUUCAACAACGACGUGGUGCAGAGGCGGCACUACAGAAUUGGCCUCAACCUCUUCAAUAAGAAGCCAGAGAAGGGUAUCCAGUAUCUGAUUGAGCGGGGCUUCCUGUCAGACACACCAGUGGGAGUGGCUCACUUCAUCCUGGAGCGGAAAGGCCUGAGCCGGCAAAUGAUAGGGGAAUUCCUAGGGAACCGGCAGAAGCAGUUCAACAGAGAUGUGUUGGACUGUGUCGUAGAUGAGAUGGACUUUUCCUCUAUGGAUUUGGAUGAUGCACUCCGGAAGUUCCAAUCCCAUAUUCGGGUUCAGGGCGAGGCCCAGAAAGUGGAGCGACUCAUUGAAGCCUUCAGCCAGCGGUACUGUGUGUGUAACCCAGCCCUUGUGCGCCAAUUCCGGAACCCAGACACCAUCUUCAUCCUUGCUUUUGCCAUCAUUCUCCUCAACACUGACAUGUACAGUCCCAGUGUCAAGGCUGAACGCAAGAUGAAACUAGAUGACUUCAUCAAGAACCUGAGAGGGGUUGACAAUGGCGAAGACAUCCCCCGAGACCUCCUGGUGGGCAUCUACCAGCGCAUCCAGGGACGUGAACUGCGGACCAAUGAUGACCAUGUGUCCCAGGUGCAGGCUGUGGAGCGCAUGAUUGUAGGCAAAAAACCGGUCCUGUCUCUUCCUCACCGUCGGCUGGUUUGCUGCUGCCAGCUCUAUGAAGUGCCAGAUCCAAACCGCCCCCAGAGGCUAGGAUUGCAUCAGCGGGAGGUCUUCCUUUUCAAUGAUCUCCUUGUGGUCACUAAAAUUUUCCAGAAGAAGAAGAUCUUGGUGACAUACAGCUUCCGUCAGUCCUUUCCCCUCGUAGAAAUGCACAUGCAGCUCUUCCAGAAUUCAUAUUACCAGUUUGGGAUCAAGUUGCUGUCUGCAGUACCUGGUGGAGAGCGCAAAGUCCUCAUCAUCUUCAAUGCCCCCAGCCUCCAGGACCGGCUGCGCUUCACAUCUGACUUGCGGGAGUCCAUCGCCGAGGUGCAGGAGAUGGAGAAAUACCGCGUGGAGUCGGAGCUGGAGAAGCAGAAAGGUAUGAUGCGGCCUAACACCUCCCAGCCCGGAGGGGCCAAGGAGUCGGUGAAUGGCACGCUGGCCCGCAGCAGCCUGGAGGACACGUAUGGGGCAGGCGAUGGGCUCAAAAGGGGUGCACUCAGCAGUUCCCUGCGAGACCUCUCUGACGCAGGGAAGCGGGGGCGGCGUAACAGCGUGGGAUCGCUGGACAGCACCAUCGAAGGGUCUGUUAUUAGCAGUCCACGCCCUCACCAGAGGAUGCCACCUCCACCCCCACCCCUGCCGCCAGAGGAGUACAAGAGCCAGAGGCCCGUCUCCAACUCCUCAUCCUUCCUGGGCUCCCUAUUUGGAAGCAAGCGGGGCAAGGGGCCCUUCCAGAUGCCACCACUGCCAACAGGCCAGGCCUCUGCCUCCUCUUCAUCUGCUUCUUCCACCCACCACCACCACCACCACCACCACCACCAUGGUCACAGCCACGGGGGCCUGGGAGGGCUGCCUGAUGGGCAGUCCAAGCUCCAGGCCCUGCAUGCCCAGUAUUGCCAAGGACCAGGCCCUGCCCCACCACCCUACCUCCCACCACAGCAGCCCCCUCUCCCCCCACCACCUCAGCAACCCCCACCCCUGCCCCAGCUGGGCUCCAUUCCACCACCUCCCGCCUCAGCCCCACCUGUGGGGCCACAUCGCCACUUCCAUGCCCACGGCCCAGUCCCAGGCCCCCAGCACUAUACCUUGGGCCGGCCAGGCAGGGCCCCCAGACGGGGGGCUGGAGGACACCCUCAGUUUGCUCCACAUGGCCGCCACCCACUGCACCAGCCCACAUCCCCUUUGCCCCUGUACAGUCCUGCCCCCCAGCACCCUCCAGCCCACAAACAGGGCCCCAAGCACUUCAUCUUUAGCCACCACCCACAGAUGAUGGCAGCAGCAGGGGCGACUGGAGGCCCAGGAUCCCGGCCACCAGGGGGCUCCUACUCCCACCCCCACCACCCCCAGUCACCAUUGUCACCACACUCACCCAUCCCACCUCACCCCUCCUACCCACCCCUGCCCCCUCCCUCACCCCAUACUCCGCACUCGCCCCUGCCGCCCACCUCUCCCCAUGGCCCACUACACGCCUCUGGGCCCCCUGGCACAGCCAACCCGCCCACUGCAAACCCCAAGGCCAAGCCAAGCCGGAUCAGCACCGUGGUCUGAUGAAUAGAGUGAAUGAGCUGGGGUCCAGGGAGGUCUGGGGAAUCUACAGGAGGGGGGCCUUGCACCCUCUCUGCUUCCUCAGUUUUUUCAAAAUAUAUAUACACGUAGA